Messenger RNA from Oncorhynchus gorbuscha (pink salmon), 789 nucleotides. RefSeq names its product erythroid membrane-associated protein-like. Gene Ontology annotation, molecular function: protein binding. The transcript is spliced from 7 exons. NCBI's taxonomy places the organism in Eukaryota, Metazoa, Chordata, Actinopteri, Salmoniformes, Salmonidae. The annotation marks the transcript as partial. The record is from RefSeq and is a predicted model, not a curated record.
AGCUACCCUACACUCUGCACUCCUCCACCAAUCAGAGACUGGUCUGGGGUGUCGGUAAACUGUGAUCUGGGAACGGGGCCCAUCUAUACAUCGCUGUCUGUCCUGGUCCAACAUUUCCAGGAAGAGAUCAGCAGGAUGGUUCAAUUUGGCGUACGAGUUCCAGUAGAAUCCUCUCCAAUACCACAGCCCAAGGUGAUGCGUGUACAGGAGUAUGCAGUGGACGUGACUAUGGACUCAAGCACUGCCCACCCCAGGCUCAUCCUAUCAGGAGACGGGAAAAUGGUAAGAUGUGGGGACUGUCACCAGCCGGUACCUCAUAACUCUGAGAGGUUUGACCGUGUCGUGUGUGUUCUGGGUCGAGAAGGGUUCUCCUCAGGUCAACACUAUUGGGAGGUGGAGGUGGGCGGGAAGACGGACUGGGAUCUGGGCGUGGCCAGCCACUCCAUCAACAGGAAGGGGAAGAUAACGGUAUCCCCUAGCAACGGCUACUGGUUCCUCAGCCUCAGAGAUAAACACAACUAUGUGUUCCGGACAGAUCCCUCCACUGAGCUGCUUCUCAACCUCAGACCACAGAAGAUCGGGGUGUAUGUGGAUUAUGAGAAAGGUAUCGUUCUACAACGUGGUACUAACUUUCCCUUCCUCUCCCCUGUUAAGGUAUCGUUCUACAACGUGGACGCUAAGCUCCACAUCUACACCUUCCUGGCCUCCUUCUGUGAGUCUGUGUUCCCGUUCUUCAGUCCCUGCACCAACAAGUCAGGCAAGAACGACGGAGCCCUCGUCAUCACUCCA